CAUCUAGUUUUACGUCUCCCCGCCUUUGGACCUAUUGCGACUGCUAUCUCCGCAUCUAACCUGCGCUAUCUGAGGGGUAUCUCAAGCUCGGCCAGAGGGGUACCUGCAGAUGGGAGAUAACAAUAACAGCACCACUCAAAUGGCUGCUACCGACAUCGACCACGCUAUCAAUGACCAUGGCGAUGCCGGGCAAGAGGCCACGCCGAGCUCGCUUGAGUCGACUCCCGAGCCUUCCACCACUGAGAUAGUACAAGACCCGGCCCAGCCGCAGAAGCGCAAAGGAGGCCGCAAACCUAUAUAUGCCACCUCGGAAGAGCGCAAGCAGAGGAACAGGCAAGCCCAGGCUGCCUUCCGAGAGCGCCGCACCGAAUACAUCAAGCAACUCGAGACCACCAUCAAGCACCAUGAAGAGACACUGCAGACAUUGCAACAGAGUCACCGCAGCGCGGCUGACGAAUGUCUCAUGCUCCGAUACAAGAAUUCGCUUCUCGAAAGAAUCUUGUUGGAGAAGGGCAUUGAUGUGCAGGCCGAGUUGCAGAUGAAGACGGGUAGCCCUGCUCUCGGACACUCGUAUAUCCCUCAUCAUGCACCGGCGCCAAUGGCAGCUGCUCCUCUUCAACGUACAGCAUUGAACCGUCAGCAUGCAAGACGCUCCGGCCAGGUCUAUCCUCCUCGGAUCGGACCUGGUGCGACAGCGCAAUCUGAUCUUUCUUUCUCUGCCCGUUCUCCCCAAGGCCAUCCCACCCCGUCGUCUCAUGCUUCCUCACCCACAGCCUUGUCUACUCAGUCACCUGCUGCUUUGCAGCCCGGAGCCAUGACCCCGCCAGCAUCGGUAAUUGCUGGAGGGCAGCAGCAACAGUAUGGUGUACCUCAACCGCCUCGUACACGCUACGUCAUGCAGCACCCGCCUCAGCACCGCGGACCUGCCUUCUCGGCGCCCAACGGAGUAUCUAGCAUCGCAGAAUCAACCAAUGGGGUUCCAGGUGGUGCAUCGGCAUUCUACCCAUCGCCAUUCCAAAAACACAUUGAGCAGCUGGAUCAGGAGUACGACGCGCAACCAACAUCAUCGUCGAUGCUCGAGACCGAAUCCGAAGCGAACGAACAAGCUCCCGUCCAAGGCCCCGAGCCCACCCAAUUCCCUCCUUCGAACCCUUACCACGCAACACAUCCCGCACAACACGCCGACCACCACGGCCCUGCCAAGGGUAGUGCUCAGGAACACGACCGAGGCCACCCAGGGGAAGGCCAGAUUCCCGGAAUGAACCAGAUCUUCGAUCCUUACGACCCCAUGAUGGACGCGGAUCCAUUCGGGUUGUCAGCAAGCAUGCAUUUCCCGACAGAUUAUGGUUUCCAACAUCCACCACCGAGGUGAAGAGCUGAGUCCUUGUGAUCAGGACGAGGAUCUGAGGACCUACUCCAAAUGGACAGUGUUUAUUUGCUUUGGAGGGUUGGCUUGUUUGCA
Messenger RNA from Aureobasidium subglaciale EXF-2481, 1462 nucleotides. RefSeq lists its product as uncharacterized. Gene Ontology annotation, cellular component: RNA polymerase II transcription regulator complex. The record is from RefSeq and is a predicted model, not a curated record. The transcript is spliced from 4 exons. Bases 110 to 1372 code for a protein of 420 amino acids. Lineage: Eukaryota; Fungi; Ascomycota; Dothideomycetes; Dothideales; Saccotheciaceae. Gene Ontology annotation, molecular function: transcription cis-regulatory region binding; DNA-binding transcription activator activity, RNA polymerase II-specific.